Molecule: messenger RNA, 3189 nt
Organism: Topomyia yanbarensis
Lineage: Eukaryota; Metazoa; Arthropoda; Insecta; Diptera; Culicidae
Exons: 3
Coding region: 1-3189 (1062 amino acids)
Biological process (GO): DNA integration
Molecular function (GO): nucleic acid binding
Source: RefSeq, a predicted model, not a curated record
AUGGGCGGUCUCUGGUCCAAUGGAUCUACAUGCAUUCCCCGGAUCUGCAAUCUCUCCAUUACCAAUGUAGAUUUGGAAGCCGCACUUCAGAAGUUUUGGGAGUUAGAAGCGAUUUCCACUGGGCCUGCACACUCACCCGAAGAAAAUCGUUGUAAAGAGUUGUACUCCAGUACAGUCAAGCGUGAUUCGACUGGAAGGUACGUCGUACGUCUUCCUCACAAUGAAGAUCCAGAAGUCUUCCUGGAGGCCUCCAGAGCUAUCGCAGAAUGCCGUUUUCACAGCCUGGAGUGCCGUUUGCAACGAGAUCCUGCAAUCAAGGAAUCGUAUCAUCGCUUCAUGGACGAGUACCUACAGCUCGGUCACAUGAGAAGGCUUGACGAGCCUGUAGAUGACGUGAAGGCUCACUGUUAUCUCCCACAUCAUCCCGUGUUCAAGGAGUCGAGCACCACGACGAAGGUUAGGGUGGUUUUCGGCGCGUCCUGCAAGACGGCGUCAGAAUAUUCGCUGAACGACACGCUGUUGGUCGGACCCGUAGUUCAGCAAGAUCUACUCUCCAUUGUGAUGAGAUUUCGGACACAUCACAUCGCUCUGGUUGCGGAUAUCGAGAAGAUGUACCGGCAACGCACGGGCCCUGAUGAACCCAUCACUACGUACGAACUGCAGACAGUAACGUACGGAACAGCGAGCGCUCCGUACCUAGCUACGCGUACUCUGCAGCAGAUUGCACAGGAUACCAAGCAGUUGUAUCCAAUCGCGAGUGGGCCAGUUACGGAAGACUUCUACGUCGACGAUUUUCUUUCUGGGGCGCCGGACGUAGAAUCCGCGAUCAAGCUGCGUCGCGAGGCAUCGGCAAUGCUAGCUUCCGCUGGAUUACCGCUUAAGAAAUGGGCAUCGAAUUCUCCUGAAGUUCUUGGGGAUGUACCACCUGAUGAUGUGGCAAUUCAGCCGUUCCACAAUCUUCAGGAUGACCAGGCCGUCUCCACGCUCGGCCUCAUUUGGGAACCAAAGCUGGACAUACUCCGGUUCAAGGUUCAGUUGCCGUUAGCCGCAUCCGUCAUGACGAAACGCAAGAUGAUGUCGUACAUCGCCCAAAUAUUCGACCCUCUCGGACUCGUGGAUCCAACGAUCACCAAGGCCAAACUCUUCAUGCAGCUACUUUGGGCUCUGAAGCAGGAUGGCGAAGCAUGUGAAUGGGACACGCCGCUCCCGUCAACACUCCAAGAUGAAUGGAAACUGUUCCAUAACACACUACACCUGUUAAGUGAAGUUCGCGUACCUCGCUACAUUUCGAUGCCCGACGCCGUCAGCAUCCAGCUUCACUUCUUCUGCGAUGCGUCUGAGCGCGCAUAUGGGACAUGCUGUUACGUCCGAACUGAAGCACACGGCACAGUUUCAGUUCAGUUGCUGGUGUCUAAAUCAAAGAUAGCACCGCUCUCUACUCGCCAUACAAUCGCCAAACUGGAACUCUGUGCCGCACAUUUGUCGACCCAGCUGUACAAGAAGCUAACGGCGAUGCUGAAGCUUUCUGCAACUGUUCAUUUCUGGACAGAUUCCACUACUGUUCUCCAAUGGCUUCGCGGGAACCCGAGUCGUUGGAAGACUUUCGUCGCAAACCGGGUCUCGCUCGAUACAGCUUUCAACCGAUCUCAACCGCUGGAACUGCGCCGAGUGACAGCGUUCAUUCAGCGUUAUCUGCACCUGCUUCGUGAACGAGUAUCGCAACGUCGUUCGGAAAAGGAGAAGUACAAGCCACUCGUCAUCCCGAGCAUUAACCCGCACCCAGUCCAUCCGCUUACCAUACAAGAACUCCAACACGCCGAACUUUCGCUCUGUCAUCUCGCGCAGGGUGAACUUUUCGCUGAGGAGAUUUCCGAUCUCGCUAGUGGCGAACGUGUCGCAAGAUCUUCCACGCUGAAGUGGUUGAACCCGUUCGUCGAUCCCGAAGGCACCGUACGUGUCGGUGGCCGGCUUCGCAAUGCCGCGCUGACCGAUGCGAAGAAACACCCGAUCGUCCUCUCUGCCAAGCAUCCGCUCGCUGUUCUGUUGGCUAGUUUUUAUCAUUUGAAGCUACUGCACGCAGGCCCUCAACUCCUGCUAGCCACUCUCCGCCAGAAGUUUUGGAUUCUGGGCGGCAGAAAUCUUGUGAAAUCCGUCUUUCACCAUUGCUACACUUGCUUCCGUAGCAAGCUCACACUAGUCCGACAGAGCACAGCAGAUCUUCCAGCAUCGAGAGUAUCUCCAACCCGACCGUUUUCCGUCUGCGGAGUCGACUAUUGCGGACCGUUCUAUUUGAAGUCCGCCGUCCGCAACCAUGGCCCAACGAAGGUGUACGUGGCCAUAUUCGUCUGCUUCUCUACGAAGGCAGUUCACAUCGAGGUAGUGAGCGUCCUGUCUACUCCAGCGUUCCUAGCUGCACUCCGUCGUCUGGUCGCCCGCAGAGGAAAGGUGGUAGAGUUGCACUCUGACAACGCUACCGCUUUCAAAGGUGCAUCGAAUGCACUGAACCGCAUCUACCGCAUGCUGAAGGUCGAUGAGUCUGAUCGGAAUCAGAUCUUCGACUGGUGCUCCGACAACGAAAUUCGCUGGAAAUUCAUCCCACCUCGAGCACCACACUUUGGCGGUCUUUGGGAGACUGCAGUGAAGUCAGCGAAGACACAGCUGUUGAAGGCAAUCGGCAACGUGAACGUUGCGUACGAGGACAUGCUCACACUGCUGGCGCAGAUAGAGAUGUGCCUCAAUUCUCGUCCGCUGACUCCAAUGCCGGACGAUCCGUCCGAUCUCGAGGUCCUUACGCCAGGACAUUUUCUCGUCGGGAGCAAUCUCCAAGCUGUUCCGGAAGCUGAUCUGAAGGAGAGUCCUGACAAUCGCUUGAACCAUUGGGAAUUGACUCAGAAACGGUUCCAAACCAUCUGGUCUCGCUGGUACCCGGAAUACCUGCAACAACUGCAGUCCCGUGCAACUAAGGGUUGCAACCCGCCUGUCUCCGUCGACGUUGGCAGAGUCAUCAUCGUGAAGGAAGACAACAUCCCGCCAACCAAUUGGCCUCUCGGCCAAAUCAUCAAAUGUCAUCCCGUAGCCGAUGGCAUCGUUCGUGUGGUCACUCUACGAACCGCUGCAGCCAAGGAGGUUGUGCGUUCUGUGGCCAGAAUCGCUUUACUACCGACACCACCAACUCAACGAGCCGACUGA